AUGGAUUCUGAAAUACUCAACACACUUGCUCUUAUCUUUUCCUUUCUCCUCUCCAUGAUUGUGGCACUGAAACUAGGGAGAAACCUGAAGAAAACUGAGUCAUCUCUUAGCAUACCCCCAGGGCCAUGGAAGUUGCCUAUUAUAGGAAACUUACACCAUCUUGUUUCAUCCACACCACACAGAAAAUUAAGAGACUUAGCCAAAAUAUAUGGACCCUUGAUGCAUCUCCAACUAGGAGAAAUCUUCACAGUCGUUGUUUCCUCACCAGAGUAUGCUAAAGAGAUCAUGAAAACACAUGAUGCAAUCUUUGCAUCAAGGCCUCAACUUCUAGCAGCAGAUAUAGCCUCCUAUGGAUACACAAAUAUUGCUUUUGCACCCUAUGGAAGUUAUUGGAAAAAGGUAAGAAAAAUCUGCACCAUGGAACUUUUCUCCCCAAAACGUGUGAACUCAUUCCAGCCUAUCAGAGAAGAAGAACUCACCAAUCUUGUUAAAAUGGUUGGUUCACAUGAAGGGUCCCCCAUAAACCUCACUCAAGCAGUGCUCUCAACUAUGUAUAACAUAAUUUCAAGAGUUGCUUUGGGCAAGAAGCGCAGCAAAUACCAUGAUGAAUUCAUGACAGUACUCAAAGAAGGAGUGUUAGCUGCAGGAGGUUUUAACAUAGGAGAGUUGUUUCCUUCUGCUAAAUGGCUUCAACUUCUUACUGGUGUGAGGCCUGUGCUGGAGAAGGUGCAUGCACAAAUUGAUCGCAUACUAGAAGAAAUCAUCAAUGAACACAAAGAAGCAAAGUCCAAAGCCAAAGAAGACCAUGAAUCAGAGGAAGAUUUGGUAGAUGUUCUUUUAAAGUUCCAUGAUGGCAAUGAAAGUAACCAAGACAUUUGCUUAACUAGGAACAACGUCAAGGCAGUAACCAUGGACAUAUUUGCAGCAGGAGUUGAUCCUUUAGCAACGACCAUAAAUUGGGCAAUGGCGGAGAUGAUAAAGAAUCCAAGAGUGAUGAAGAAAGCUCAAGAUGAGGUGAGAGAGGUAUUCAAUGUGAAAGGAAGGGUUGAGGAGAGUUGCCUGAAUGAACUAAAGUAUUUGAAAUCAGUUGUGAAAGAAACCCUAAGAUUGCACCCACCAGCUGCUCUUGCGCUUCCAAGAGAAUGUGCACAGACAUGUGAGAUUGAUGGGUUUCACAUACCAGUCAAAACCAAGGUGGUGAUCAAUGUUUGGGCUCUUGGAAGAGAUCCAAAGUACUGGAGUGAAGCAGAGAGGUUUUAUCCAGAGAGAUUCAUUGAUAGCGCUAUUGAUCAUAAAGGGAAUCACUUUGAGUACAUUCCCUUUGGUGCUGGAAGAAGAAUAUGUCCAGGCAUCACCUUUGGUUUGGUAAAUGUUGAACUCACACUUGCAUUUUUGUUGUUUCACUUUGAUUGGAAGCUUCCAAAUGGAAUGAAAAGUGAGGACUUCGACAUGACUGAGGAAUUUGGAGUGACUGUUGCAAGAAAGGUUGACAUACACGUGAUACCUGGAAAUGGCAGUGCAGACUAUAGUAUUGGGUGCCAAUGA
Sphenostylis stenocarpa is the source of this 1545-nucleotide messenger RNA. The record is from the annotation of a GenBank genome assembly. NCBI's taxonomy places the organism in Eukaryota, Viridiplantae, Streptophyta, Magnoliopsida, Fabales, Fabaceae.